This is a messenger RNA of Neltuma alba, 1398 nucleotides long. RefSeq names its product purple acid phosphatase 2-like. The transcript has 8 exons. Bases 1 to 1398 code for a protein of 465 amino acids. Lineage: Eukaryota; Viridiplantae; Streptophyta; Magnoliopsida; Fabales; Fabaceae. Gene Ontology annotation, molecular function: acid phosphatase activity; metal ion binding. The record is from RefSeq and is a predicted model, not a curated record.
AUGAAGAUGUUGCGGCUAAAGGCUUUUGCGGCGACCGUCGUGGUUUUGGGUUUUCUUUUGUGUUGCGAUGGAGGUAUUACCAGUAAGUUUGUCAGAAAGGAGGGGGCUCCUCUUGACAUGCCCUUCGAUAGCGAUGUGUUCAGAACGCCUUCUGGUUAUAAUGCUCCUCAACAAGUUCAUAUAACACAAGGUGACCAAGUAGGGAAGGCCAUAAUAGUUUCGUGGGUAACGGUGGACGAACCAGGGUCGAGCAAUGUCCGUUACUGGAUCGAUGGUUCUUCCCAUAAGAAAUUGGCCAAGGGAAGACUCAACACGUAUCGCUAUUAUAAUUACACUUCUGGUUUUAUUCAUCACUGCACCGUCAGAGGUUUGGAGUUUGACACUAAGUAUCACUAUGAGAUUGGGAUAGAUCACACUAUUCGCCAAUUCUGGUUUACCACUCCUCCUGCUCCUGGCCCUGAUGUGCCUUACACGUUCGGUCUCAUGGGUGACCUGGGUCAGACAUAUGAUUCAAACAAGACUCUUGGCCACUACGAGAACAACCCUAUCAAAGGACAGACUGUACUGUUCAUGGGAGACCUGUCUUAUGCAGAUGACUGGCCAGAUCAUGAUAACAGAAGGUGGGAUUCAUGGGGAAGGUUCGUGGAAAGGAGUGCUGCUUAUCAGCCUUGGAUUUGGACUGCAGGCAACCAUGAACUUGACUUUGCCCCUGAAUUGGGUGAAACCAAACUUUUCAAGCCUUUUCAUCACCGAUAUCAUACCCCUUACAGAGCAGCACAAAGUACUUCACCCUACUGGUACUCCAUCAAGAGAGCUUCUGCGCACAUCAUAGUCUUGUCCUCGUACUCAGCAUAUGGCAAGUAUACCCCUCAAUACGAAUGGCUUCAGAACGAACUAACGAAGGUGAACAGAAGCUUAACACCUUGGUUGAUCGUUCUGGUGCAUUCUCCUCUGUACAACAGCUACAAUUACCAUUACAUGGAAGGAGAGUCCAUGAGAGUCAUGUUUGAACCCUGGUUUGUUGAGCACAAGGUAGAUGUCGUCUUUGCCGGUCAUGUCCAUGCCUAUGAACGAUCUGAGCGAGUGUCCAACAUUGCAUAUAAUAUAGUGAAUGGACGUUGUGAGCCAGAGAAGGAUCUGUCAGCUCCUGUGUACAUAACAAUCGGAGAUGGAGGGAACAUUGAAGGGAUAGCCAACAACAUGACAGAGCCACAACCAAAGUACUCAGCAUUCAGGGAGGCUAGUUUUGGGCAUGCCACUUUUGAGAUAAAGAACAGAACACAUGCUUACUAUAGCUGGCACAGAAACCAGGAUCAGUACUCUGUAGUGGCCGAUUCCAUGUGGUUCUUCAACAGAUACUGGCAUCCAUUGGACGAUUCUAAUACUACUCCCCAUUAG